GCCCGCCCCGCGGCCCCGCAGCGCGCCGGGGCGGGACCGGGCGCCGAGCGGCGCGGGCGGGCGCCCUACAAAUCUCCCGCCCGCCGAGCGCCGGCGGCAGAGUGGGCGCGGGGAGGCGCUGCGGCCGCCGCGGAAGAGCGACGCCGCGUUCUGCCCCGGAGAAGCGGGCAAACUUCCUCUGCCCCGAGCUGGGCAGGGGCCGCGUCCCCGGGGCGGUUUCUGUGGCGACCGGGCGGCGGCCGUUAGGUUUCGGGGCGAAACUUUGCGAGCGGGCGUGAGGCGGGGGUUUCGCCCGGCGCGGCCGGGGGGCUCCGCGGCGACGAGCCGGGAAAGUUUUCCUGCGCCGAGGAGUCGCCGGGCGCCCACGCCCCCCUCGGCGGCUGCCUGGCGGCCCGUGACCCCUCCGCAGCUCCCGGCCGAGCCCGCUGCUAUGGCACCCGCCCGUCGUCUCGGGGCGAGCCGGGGGAGGCCGCCCCCGGCCGGCAGUGACCGCCCCGGCCGCCUCGCCGUGCCGCCCUCCGCCCGAGCCUCGCCGCCGACGGAGCCGGGGAAGGGCGAGGGGCGCCGCUGCCCGGGCACCGCCUGAGCCCGCCGCCCAUGCCCGGCCGGCGCCGCGCAGCCCCGUGGCUCCCUCCGCCCAGGAGCGGCUGAGACCUCGCACCUCGCCACAGAAAGGAGAAGUUAAAUGACAGACAACAGGCAAAGAGGAAUAAGGAAGAAGGCAGGGAAGAAGGGAAAACAUGAAGGGAGAAGGAAGAAGAAAGAAGAGAAACAUUAAAGAAAAAACAAAGGCAGAAAAAAAAGAUACAGGCAUAGUAUAGAACUAUGAUAGCAACUGGAGGAGUCAUAACAGGACUGGCUGCCUUAAAAAGGCAAGACUCUGCCAGAUCUCAGCAACAUGUAAAUCUUGCCACAUCACCAGCUUCUGAGGAGAAGAAACCAGUUAGACGCCGGCCCAGAGCCGAUGUAGUAAUUGUCAGAGGCAAAAUCCGACUUUAUUCCCCAUCGGGAUUCUUCCUUGUUUUGGGAGUGCUUAUUGCAUUCUUGGGAAUUGCAAUGGCCAUCCUUGGAUACUGGCCCCAAAAGGAACAGCUUCUAGGAUCUGAAGAUAAUCUAUCAAUAAAUGAAACUCAGGUCCUAAGAAGCCAAGGAAGCAUUUUACUUCGUUUCUUUGAACAGCAUGUGAACUCAGAUAAGAUGAAAAUGUUGGGUCCUUUUACUAUGGGCAUUGGAAUCUUCAUUUUUAUUUGCGCAAAUGCAAUUCUGCAUGAAAACCGUGACAAGGAAACAAAAAUCAUUCACAUGAGAGACAUAUACUCCACUGUAAUAGACAUCCACACCCUGAGAAUCAAGGAACAAAGGCAGCUGAGUGGUGCCUUCAGUGGCUUGUUGGGGGAAGGAGAACUCAGGCCCGGUGGGAGCUCAUGUGCAUCACGGCUGGCCGCAAACACAAUUGCGCCUUUCUCUGGCUUCAGGAGUAACUUUAGAAUGGAUAGUUCUGCCGAAGAAGAUGAGAUUACCCUAAAUGAAGAUAGGACCACUGCUAGCCUUCUACCACCUUUGCUGUCUGAGCAAUCUGGUUCAGUCUUUGGACUUUGCCCUCACUCCAGCAAGGCUUCAAAUGACAAAAACACGAGCUCUAUAAAGUGCGAAACAAAAUCCAUUGUAUCAUCUUCUAUUAGUGCUUUCACGCUGCCAGUAAUUAAACUGAAUAACUGUGUUAUUGAUGAACCCAGUAUAGAUAACAUAACCGAGGACUCAGAGAUCACUAGAAGUCGGUCUAGAAAUCUGUCGAUGGAUUCUCUAGCCAUUCCAUUAACUGAUACCAAUGAAUCCUACAAACCAGUCACCACCAUGCUACCACGACAUAAUUCGUUUGUGGACACUCCAUCUGAUCCGUUCAAAUCUUCUAUGACUCUUGGACCAAGCACAGGAAAGCUUUUAUCACCUGGUGCUGCCAGAAAACAGUUUGGGUCCAACACAUCUUUGCAUCUUCUGUCUUCACAUUCGAAGUCCCUGGACCUGGACAGAGGUCCAUCUACGCUCACUGUCCAAGCUGAACAAAGGAAACAUCCCAGCUGGCCCAGACUGGAUCGAAGUAACAGUAAAGGAUAUAUGAAACUAGAAAACAAAGAGGACCCAAUGGAUAGGUUACUUGUGCCACAAGCAUCAGUCAAAAAAGACUUUACUAAUAAGGAAAAGCUUCUUAUGAUAUCAAGAUCUCAUAAUAAUUUGAGUUUUGAACAUGAUGAGUUUUUGAGUAACAACCUAAAGCGGGGAACUUCUGAAACAAGGUUUUAAUAUUUAAAUUACAAUUUACAAGAUAUCAUACUGUAUUUUUUAAAAAAACAUUUUGACAAGUGUUUCCUUUUCAGUGAAACUAGUACAAGCCUGAUUUUAACUAAAUGCUUGAUAGCACAUUAAAAUUGGCUUGUGUGAGCAGAGAUCUUCAUCUUGGCAAUGCCAAGAGUUUUUUGUCUUAGUAACAUACAGCUGCAAUACUGUACAUUAUCAUUGCUCAGAUAGUUUUGGUACCACUGAUUCCAUUUUUUUCCAAGUCACUAUUCUUUCUGUUCUAUAUAAGCAUGUUACUUUUUAUCAAUUUGAUUCCAGAAGCCUGCAUUAGAAUAAAAGCUCUGUUUACCUCUAAGUUCUGUUUAUUGAAUGAUUGCAAGAUUCUAAAAAUGGUGCUUGCAAUCUAGAAUGGGAAAUGAGCACAUACUGGAAUUGUCAAAUUCAGGCCCGUAUCCUAGCUGUUGUCUUUUACCUAUGAUAUGGUAACUACCAACCUGCCAUUAUCAUUGUGAGAAACUUGUUUACAUAUUGGGUGGGUGGAUAGAAAAGAGUAGGCAUAAUUAAAACCAUUUUUGUGAAUUCAUUGUAAUUGGUCAAGUUGAAUACCAGUGUUGUGAAUUAUUAAGUAUGCUUUGUAUGAUAAUCUUUCUACAGUCAUUAUAAUGUAAUAUUGUAAUUCCAGGAAAUCAUAUAUAAAAUAAUCAAGGAAAAGAAAUCUGAAUUCUGGGAUUAGUUAUCUAAAGCAUUUUGAUUGGCAACAAUUUUAAAAUCCAAAUAUACAGAUUCAAUUAAAAUCAUAGGCACAAGAUGAAUGUCAGCAUGAUUUUAGAAACCUGGUGAAUAGUAAAAUGAUAUUAUGACAUGAAUCUGAAGAGAAUAAUGGAAAAUGAAUAUAUUGCCUCUUAUUACAAUAGCCAGAAGUUUUAUAAUUAGAUCUCUAUGUUUGAAAUAAUGAAACAAAGCAUACGAUUCAAUAUUUAUACUAACACAGUAUGAAAGCCCCUUGACUAAAUUUUGACUUAGAUAUUUCACAUAAUCAUUAGCAUGAUGGCUUACUGGAGGCUUAGCUAUGGUAAUUUGCAUUACAAGACUUUGUAAAAGGAAGUGACAUUUAACACAAUGUUUUUCUUAGUGAAGCAAGCUUUGCAGUUGGCAGUUGUAGGGUAUUGCUGAAGAAAAUAAGAAUCUGAAUGUGUGUACCAGAAAAUUUUCCUGUAUUUCAUUAAGGCAUUUAGACCGUGAUACUGCCAUGACAGCCAUGCUGGAGAAUAUGACUUCUAGUUGCAUGGCUCACCUACCAGGAUAUUGGUCUUAAUUUGUCGUCUUUGAUAUAGUCAGUUAAUCUAAAUGCUCAGGAAUUAUUUUAAUAGCUUUUCCCCAAAACAAUCAAACAUGUUAAAAUGUUACUGUACUUCAGCUGAUCAUGAAAGAUCAAAGAUAAAAAUACCCUCUCUGUUUUUUUUUUUUUUUUUUUUUUUUUUUUUUUUAAUAUAUUCAGCUCCACAUUUCAACUACGUGAUGUUUGUGUGUCAGGAGCAUUACCUGCUCAGUGGAUUGAGGCAUAGUGUUACUUGUUAGAACCUCAAGCCUAUAUAUUGUAACAGAGUGGCUAAAUAUUUUGCUAUGAAGCUUUUAAAAACUUUCUGGUUUGUGUUCUUAAGACAUUUGCUAUUUUUUGAAAUAAAAUCAAAUGUAUAUGUAUAUAUCUUUUGUAAGACAUGUUUUUCCUCUGUAAUCUCAGAUCCUCCAUAUCAAAGCAUAAUUAGAUAUCAUAACAUUGUGUUUUUACAUUUAACAUAGUGUUUAACAUACUAGCUUGCUGCUAGAUAUUUGGUUAUGAUAAUGGAUUUCAAUGACAGUGAUAUACAUGUAAAGGCUGAUUUUAACAUAUUAUUUCUAAUAUUAAUUUUUUUGUACGUAAUAUGAAAUGUAUUCAGAAAUCGUUUUGAUAUACAGAAACUUGCCAUCUUGUUCUUGUUAAGUUUUGGCGGUAAGUAUGCUUACAAAAAUGGAAAAGACUAUUAAAAACGAAUGAUGUA
Molecule: messenger RNA, 4334 nt
Organism: Dromaius novaehollandiae (emu)
Lineage: Eukaryota; Metazoa; Chordata; Aves; Casuariiformes; Dromaiidae
Gene: TMEM200A
Product: transmembrane protein 200A
Exons: 3
Coding region: 826-2301 (491 amino acids)
Source: RefSeq, a predicted model, not a curated record